CAUGAUGAACAGAGAGAGGAGCUAGAGGCGCAGUUGUGUAAUUCGCAUCACUGAGGAUCUGAUUUGGACGGAGCAGGACGCAACAGACACUUUACAGAAGGAACUCAAUCACUUUAAACAUGGACAAAAAACAGACCAUUAACUUCGGCGCUGGACCUGCAAAACUACCACAGUCUGUGCUGUUACAGGCGCAGAAAGAACUGCUCGACUAUAAUGGUAGCGGAGUCAGUGUCCUGGAGAUGAGCCAUCGGUCGUCGGACUUCACCAAGAUCAUGAACACCACAGAAAACCUGUUGCGGGAGCUACUGAGUAUCCCAGACAACUACAAAGUCAUGUUCUUCCAGGGGGGCGGGACGGGCCAGUUUAGUGCCGUCCCCCUCAAUCUGAUUGGUCUAAAGGAGGACAGGUGUGCUGAUUACCUAGUGACGGGCACCUGGUCGUCCAAUGCUGCCAAGGAAGCUGAGAAAUACGGCAAGGUCAACGUGGUUCACCCCAAACUGGACACCUACACCAAGAUCCCUGACCCCAGCAGUUGGUCGUUGACCCCUGGAUCGUCCUACGUGUAUUACUGCUGCAACGAGACAGUGCACGGCGUGGAGUACAACUUCAUCCCCGAAACCCACGGAGCCGUCCUGGUCUCUGACAUGUCAUCUAACUUCCUGUCCCGACCCGUCGACGUUUCCAAGUUUGGGCUGAUCUUCGCUGGGGCUCAGAAGAACGUGGGCUGUGCUGGUGUUGCUGUGGUGAUCGUGAGAGAGGAUCUCAUUGACCACGCCCUGACGGAGUGUCCCAUUGUCCUUAACUACCAAGUGCAGGCUCAGAACAACUCCCUGUACAACACACCAGCCUGCUUCAGUAUCUACAUCAUGAGUCUGGUUCUGGAGUGGAUAAAGAACAACGGAGGUGUUGACGCCAUGGAAACGCUCAACAAGAAGAAGUCCAGUAUGAUCUAUGAUAUCAUCAACUCCUCCAACCACUUCUACACGUGUCCGGUGGACGUGGCGUGUCGUAGUCGUAUGAACGUUCCGUUCCGCGUGGGGAAGAAACAGGGUGACGAAACUCUGGAGAAGGAGUUCCUGGAUGGAGCCUCCAAACUGGGGAUGAUCUCACUGAAAGGGCACAGGUCAGUGGGAGGAAUACGUGCGUCUCUCUACAACGCUGUGACAGUGGAAGACGCUCAGGCUCUGGCCAAUUACAUGAAGGAGUUCCUCAAGGCGCACCAAUAGGAGAAGGCCAUACAGCAUGCUGGACCAAUCAGAGCAGGCUAUGCUGCUGGAUCUGUGGGACCAGGGUUCAGUUAGGUGAAACAUUCACAACGUUACAGAUGGAGAUGUACUGAAUAGAGCCAAUCAUAUUGCACCUGACAGCCAAUCAUAUUGCACCUGACAGCCAAUCAUAUUGUACCUGACAGCCAAUCAAAUUAAAUGAUAUUAGUUACAUGCGCUGAAUACAACAGGUGUAGCCUUAACAGUGAAAUGCUUACUU
Oncorhynchus gorbuscha (pink salmon) is the source of this 1485-nucleotide messenger RNA. RefSeq names its product phosphoserine aminotransferase 1 (gene psat1). The transcript has 9 exons. NCBI's taxonomy places the organism in Eukaryota, Metazoa, Chordata, Actinopteri, Salmoniformes, Salmonidae. Gene Ontology annotation, cellular component: cytoplasm. Gene Ontology annotation, biological process: L-serine biosynthetic process. The record is from RefSeq and is a predicted model, not a curated record. The coding region runs from base 120 to 1226 and encodes 368 amino acids. Gene Ontology annotation, molecular function: O-phospho-L-serine:2-oxoglutarate transaminase activity; pyridoxal phosphate binding.